AUGGAACAGUGUCGGAAACAGUUGGGGAUCUGGCACCUUGCCAAAAUCUCCAAUCCGGCCAACCAGGGCAGGCCUUGUAGCUGGUGGCCUGCACGCUUCUUGCUCUUCGCUUCGCUUGCGGCCGGCGACAACGCAACGCACGGGGACGCGGGCGCAACCGCAAUGGGCGACGGCGCGAACGGGCACGCCGGGGCGGCGGAGGAGAAGGCGGACGAGCUGCGGCGGCUGCUGGGCAAGGCCGACGGCGACCCGCUCCGGAUCGUGGGCGUGGGGGCGGGCGCCUGGGGCAGCGUCUUCUGCGCGCUGCUGCAGGACGCGUACGGCCACCUGCGCGACAAGGUGCAGCUCCGCAUCUGGCGCCGCGCGGGGCGCGCCGUCGACCGCGCCACCGCGGGCCACCUCUUCGACGUCAUCAACGCGCGCGAGGACGUGCUGCGCCGCCUCAUCCGCCGCUGCGCCUACCUCAAGUACGUCGAGGCCAGGCUCGGGGACCGCACGCUCUACGCCGACGAGAUCCUCCGGGACGGAUUCUGCCUCAACAUGAUCGACACCCCGCUCUGCCCGCUCAAGGUCGUCACCAACCUGCAGGAGGCGGUGUGGGACGCUGACAUUGUCAUCAAUGGAUUGCCGUCUACGGAGACCAGGGACGUGUUUGGGGAGAUUGGCAGGUACUGGAAGGAGAGGGUCAAUGCGCCCCUCAUCAUCUCGCUCACCAAAGGGAUUGAAGCCUCCAUAGAUCCCGUGCCCAGGAUCAUCACGCCCACGCAGAUGAUUUGCAAUGCAACUAAGGUUCCAUUGGACAAUGUUCUAUAUCUUGGUGGCCCUAACAUUGCUUCGGAAAUAUAUAAUAAAGAAUACGCAAACGCUCGUAUUUGUGGAACUGACAAAUGGAGGAAGCCUCUUGCUAAAUUUUUGAGGCAGCCUCAUUUUAUCGUGUGGGAUAAUAAUGAUCUCAUCACUCACGAGGUCAUGGGAGGUUUGAAAAAUGUGUACGCCAUUGGUGCUGGUAUGGUGGCAGCACUAACCAAUGAGAGUGCAACCAGCAAGUCUGUUUACUUUGCACUUUGCACAUCUGAAAUGAUCUACAUCACCCACCUUCUGGAAGAAGAACCCGAAAAACUUGCUGGGCCAUUAUUAGCUGACACUUACGUCACAUUGUUGAAAGGUCGUAAUGCUUGGUAUGGGCACAGGUUAGCUAAAGGAGAACUGACUCUGGAAAUGGGUGACAGCAUAAAAGGCAAAGGGACAAUACAGGGUGUCUCUGCAGUUGAUGCAUUUUAUCAACUUCUCAGUCAGGAUAGUUUGAGUGUAAUGCAUCCAGAAGCUAACAAAUCUGUUGCGCCGGUUGAGAUGUGCCCCAUCUUGAAAACCCUUUAUAAAAUUCUGAUCAAGAGGGAACUUCCUACUGAGUCAAUUCUUCAGGCUAUAAGAGACGAGUCAAUGUCUGAUCCACGCGAAAGGAUUGAGAUGGCGCAGGGCCACUCACUUUACCGACCAUCUAUUCUUGGUCAACCAAACCGAGAUGCAAACGCCUAGACAGAUUCCCCUUUCGGUUUCCUUUUUUCAAUUAGCUGUUAGACGUUUCUGAGGAUUUAUGUGCUGUUGUGCAUUCGGCAUUUCGGCUGCUGCUGCUGCUGUUGUAACAUUAGUAAGUUCAGUUAAGAUUUUCAAUUGAUUAACAUUUUAAAGAA
This is a messenger RNA of Lolium rigidum, 1691 nucleotides long. Its product is annotated as probable glycerol-3-phosphate dehydrogenase [NAD(+)] 2, cytosolic. The record is from RefSeq and is a predicted model, not a curated record. Gene Ontology annotation, molecular function: NAD binding; glycerol-3-phosphate dehydrogenase [NAD(P)+] activity. The transcript has 6 exons. Lineage: Eukaryota; Viridiplantae; Streptophyta; Magnoliopsida; Poales; Poaceae. Gene Ontology annotation, biological process: carbohydrate metabolic process; glycerol-3-phosphate catabolic process. Bases 1 to 1536 code for a protein of 511 amino acids. Gene Ontology annotation, cellular component: glycerol-3-phosphate dehydrogenase (FAD) complex; cytosol.